Cuscuta epithymum is the source of this 2879-nucleotide messenger RNA. NCBI's taxonomy places the organism in Eukaryota, Viridiplantae, Streptophyta, Magnoliopsida, Solanales, Convolvulaceae. The record is from the annotation of a GenBank genome assembly.
CUCAACUUGUUGUAUCUUUUCAAAUCACAUUGGAUUCUCUUUUCCAUUAUUUGUGUCCUUUCAUAGCACACUAUAUGACAUUGGAUUCUCUUUUCCACCAUGUGUAAUCUUCCAUACCACAUUGGAUGCUAUUCUCCACUUGGUCCAAACAUAUUAAUUUGGAUGUAUCCUCCACUUGGUGUGAACAUCAAAGAACUAUAUUACUAUAAAUACAUGGCCUCACUUGACAUUGGAAUCACACACCUCAUCUUUACUUCUCCCAUUUUCAACAAGGCCAAAAACAUCAUGAGUUCUUUUCCCGCAUUUUACAAAUCCAUUAAUGAAGAUGAAGAUGAAGAUGAAGAUGAAGAAGCUUAUUCCGACCGCAUGCGCAUGGCUUUGAUGGCUUCUUUGGUUGCAACAAGCUCCAAUAGUAGUCGUGAUUACAUAGACGACCGUGGUCGGGAAGCUGGACACCGUUUGUUGAUGGAUGAUUACUGGAAUCCAAAUCCCACCUACAAUAUCCCACCUACAUAGUUAUAUGUAUAUUUUGAUUAUAACUAAUAUAACUAAUAUACACUAAUAUAUACGUAGUAAAUAAUAUACACUACUAGAAAACUGGCUUAUAAUGACACUUUUUUAGUGACACUUUCUUAAAAUUAGUGUCACUGACCAAAAUUAAACAUAAAAGUGUCGGUAACUCAUGACACUCUAGUAUCAAGGAAGAUAGUGAUACAAGAGCCGAUUUUUUUUAAUUUACUCCACAAUUUUCACUCUCCUUUUUUCUCUCCACAAUAUGAGCCCCACCACACAACAAUAGACUUUUUCCCUUAAACUUUUUAUUUUGUUGGUCUAAGCCCAUGCACAUACCUAGCCGGCCUUCUCCUUCAUCUCCGACUCAGACAAUGAAGCGUAAAACCCUAGCCUGCGACUUACGAGUGCAGCUCCUCUCCAGUACAUACGGUACUGGAUGAUUCCAGUAGAUUAAAUAGGGAGCUGCCACAUGACUACUUACUAAAUCAAAGGUCCAGAUCUCAUUCUUAUCCUUUUAAUUGGUUUAUGCCCUGAAGUCUUUUACUUCUUCGAAGUAUUUAUUGGGCCCAUUUUUCUUCUUCUAAUUUUUAACAUUUCCAGUCUCACUAGAGUCAUCUCUAUCUACCCUUGACUUACCCAUUCGAUUUUCUUCUCUUUUCCAUCUGCUAUCAUCUUUACUGCAAAUAAUUCAUGAAAUAGAUUAAGAAACAAACAUCAAAGUCACAACCAGCACUUUAAUGUCUAAUUUUUUAAAAAAUUGUAGUUUGAAUAAUCAUCAAAAGUCUCAAGCUGAUAUCUAUAACGUAAAUUAACGAAUAAACAAAAAGCUUCAACCUUCAAUUAAAUAUAAGCUGCAAACUGCUAUCCAUCAUGUAUUGUUACAGAAAAAAUUAGCUAAAAUUAAAUUGAACUACUUCCAUCCCCAAAAUCAUCAACAAAUCAGCUCUUUUAUUGUUGACAAACAUAUAGAUUAUGUUUUCUUGAUGUAGAGCUGAAAGCAUUCUUUCUCCAUCCUCCCUAGCGAAGAAUCAAGAAAAAAAUUCAAAGAGCAGAGGCAGUAAAGAAUAAGCCAGGAUUAGUCAUGCGGGUUUUUUUCCGGAGAUGGUUUGAUCAGAUAAGAGUACUGGAGAGGAGCCGGACUCGCGACUUAGACAAUGAAGCGUAAAACACCAUCUAGCUAGCCGGCCUACUCCUUCAUCCACGUUUGAACUGAUACACAAACACGGCCCCUGCGUUUUUCUUCUCUGCUACGUGGUUCUCUGCGUUUGUCUUCUCUUCUCGCUACAAACACGAGAUAAUCUUCCUCUUCAUCGACGCGAAACACGAGAAGAGUUAAUUUCUUUUAAACGAAUUGAAUCUGGGGUUUGAGAAGCGACGGUGCGUGAGCAAGCCUAGCUUUUGCGGCGCUUUUCUUGAGCUCGUGCAAUCGAAUUGCUUUGGCUGGAUCAGUCAAUUAGUUUUUGAAGAGGUAGUAGGGUUGUCGAGUUGUCAAGGGUUAUCAAAUUUGGAGUCAUUUAACUCUAUUUAGACUCCACACAGAGCCGCCUCUAAAGAAAUUGCUGGUGAGUUCGCCCAGACAGCCAGAAUCCCGAUCAACCUCCUCAAGUAAAGAAAUCUCAGGUGCAAGGCUUCUGAUUGACUUCCUCAAGUUAUCAGGCCUUAUGUGUCCAGCAACUAUGAAUUUUCUUUGCACUUCAUCACAACUUAUUUGGUCUUGCCUUUUCUUACAAGGGACUAAUCUGAUCAGACGCUUUUUAGGGAUUGUCAAACAUGAAUCAAUAGGAACUGCACUUCUACUUUCACUACCUACCCUGACUCCUGGGCUGAUAGAAUUAUUACGGAGUACUAUUAUUCGUAGUAUACCUGAAGAGGUUGAAUAAGAUGUCCCAUGUGCAAUUUCUUGGUGUAAAUGCCCAAUUGAGCACACAAAAUAGAGAGGUGGUUUCUUGGUUUUCUGGGUCAUAAUAAUCUUGAUAAGUGCUUCUUGCAUUAUUCGAGUUUAGUUUUUCCUAUAUUUGUUGCUUUGAAUCAAUAUUGUUAUGCAUGUGUAUUUGGGCCAAGUGUAGGAGUAAUGGCAGAGGGGUAUGAAGAUGAAGAGGUAUUUGGAGAGAGCCAAGGGAAAAGCAUGGUGCUGCAGUUAGAGCUAUUGAUUGGAGAGAGCCUAAGGGAAAAAAGUUGGCCCAAGCCCCAAAGAGUGGGUGGAAUCACAUUUCUCAAAUUAGUUUAUUAUAGAAUUAGUUGAGUUUAUGUUGGAAUGUGUAUGACAUUUGAAUUGUAAAUGACAAUUCUUUUUAUUUUCAAUAAAGCGCCUUUUAAUUUUCAUACACUGUAAUUUUUAUUUUUCAAGUCGUAAUCUUAUAUUUCGU